AUGUUUGAUGCUGAUCAGGCAAAGGACGAGGAAUUGAACCGUAUUCUGGGAGAGAAGCAGAAACUUAUUGCUGAGAUACUCCAGGUCCCCGAGGAGGAUUUUGAGAUAAUCUCUGAUAUUGCUGGUUCUGCUGAUCAUAAGAGAGAUGUACGUGAAGUACUACUCACGGCACUCGCGCAGGCACGCUCUCUUACUCAGGUCGUCAGCGCGUCCCUUAAGGUAACUGAACAGGAUCUAGUUGCCCGUUCCUCUCCAUCCCGUGAUACUCCACUACAUCCUGGAUACUCUGGUAAUCAACUGGUUCAGAUCACCACCACCAUGAACCAGAACCUCACCGAGCUCCUCACCCUCCUCCAGGAGAGGGAGCAGGAGCGAGAUCUUCUGAAGCGUGAGCUCUCCAGGUACCAGGAUCAGGUGAAGGGAUUCCUCCGUUCCGACAGUCUUCGAUCCUUUCCGUCUCCUGUUCCUCGAUCCCGUCCCGUCAGUUUUAUCUCGGUAGAAUCGGAUCCGAUGGAUCUUGAAUCGGAUCCAAGACCCCAGAGUUUCAACUCGGUUGAGUUGGAUACUCAGGACUGUCAAGGAACGGAGGAGGAGCUGAGCCAUGAAGACGAAUAUCAGAACGGAGAAGAUCCAUCCUCUCCUCUCCCAGACCAGGAUUCAGAUCUUACUCCGACGGAGGAACGAGUAUCUGAUAUAUCGGAGCCGGGACCAGGACAAAUCCAUAUUCAAGCUUAUGAAAGCAAACCCUGGAUUUUAAAUGAGGAUAAUGAGAAGUUAGCUAGACGACGGUGUAAUCAGGAACCGCCGAAACAAGAAAAUCCGAGACUUCGGCGUGAAAAGUCUUGUGACCUGCUGCGUGAACGGCGGGCGAAGUACUCAACGUUUGACCGGCGUAAGGAUGAAGGACAGUAGUAAGGAAUGGACUCCAGAUCAAGAGGAAACCUCUGCAUGAACCUUUAGGUUAUUAAAGAAUUGCCCUUUGAAUUUAAAGAAAUAGCAGAAAAUCCCCAGAGGUUCUCCAGCCUUUCCUUGCUGCUCCAGCCGAAUUUACGCUUGUUAUUAAACGGCGCUACGACAUUUGCUCUAUUUCCAUAUGCUGUAUGGCCAUUUGCUCUAUCACGUCAUUUGCUCUAAAUACCAUUUGCUCUAUAUGUCAUUUGCUCUAUGACUAAACACGUCGUAUGCUCUAUAGCCUAAAAAGACACCAUAAAAUGAACUGUAUAGGAACUCUUGCACUGUAUUUCCGUCGUCCAAAAGCAGUCUUCUUCGUAAGUAUUUUUUAUUUAAAAAGGAAGUUUGACACGAUAUACUACAUAAAGUGCGGUGGUUGAACUCUUAUAUAAUUAAUUAAAUGAAAUUAAGGCACAAAAGGGUCGUUCCACUUUGUAAAAAUCACAGAAUAGACUAUUUAGGAAUUACUGAACAUGACUUGACUUUAAAAAUCACAGUGGAAAAAACAUGGUUCGAAGAUUAGUUAACUGUUGAAUGAUGGAGUAUAUAUAAAACGCUGUUUUCACACAAAAACAUAAAGUUAUUUAUUUGCGGGAAUUUUUUUUAGAAAAUUCGCGAAUUCUAAAAUUUUGCAAUUUGAAUUCCCAAGGUGAUCAAUAUAAGAAGAAUGACUAACCUGCUGAAAACUAUGCUAAAAACAUCGAAUUUGUAACAGAAGAAAAAGUAAUAUAUUGUAAUAUAGACAGAGCAAAUGGACCAAGACAGUCAUUAAGAUUGUUCAUAGGGCAAAUGCUGUGUUUAGUCAUAGAUCAAAUGACGUAUAGAGCAGAUGACAUAUAGAUCAAACGUCGUGAUCUAUGAGCUAUAGAGAAAAUGGUUAAGAGAGCAAAUGUAACUAGAGCAAAUGACCAUAGAGCAAAUGUCGUAGCGCCUUAUUAAACUACGUAAACAUUAAUAAGGAACAGAGUUUCUGUUUACUUGUACAGUGUACACUUUGUACAGAUUGUGACAGUAUGCAAUACAUCGUACAUACCAUCUCUGCAAUAUGUACAUGUAGAGUACAUAUUCUUCUAGAACUGAACAGUACUGUACGCCAUCCUUAGAAAAAUAGUAGACACCAUAGUUUCAUCUUAGCGUACACCAUUUACCGGAACUGUACAUUGGUACAGUUCAGUCAUGUACUGUAGUGUACAACAUGCACAAGGUCUGUUAAGAAUUGUUCACUAUCUACCAAACCUGUAUAAGUGUUGUACACCAUCCAUUCUACCUGCAUAGUAGUGUACACCUUUACCAAAUCUAGAUAGUGAACAGUAGUGUUCAUCAUGAAUAUUGUAUACUGUACAGCAACUGUGUGGUUAACAAAAUGUUCCAGUCUAUAUUAUUAAGUGUACACAGUACUCAAAUAUUUUGCGGAUUUAUUUCCAUUUAAUUUAAUUUUCCUGCUGUGCCUUGAAAAUGCAACAAGUAUAUAUUAAACCAUUAACAAAUCUUUUGAAGAUUUGAACUAAAAUUUUAAGAAAAUGUUAUCCUGCUAACAUUAGUAGACAAAACCAGUGUUCGCAUAAUAUAUAUAAUAUUUAUGUAAAAAUCACAAUUGGAGUUAGACUACUAUGUUUUGUAUGUAUAGUAUAUAUUUUUUUUAUCCUGCAAUAUUGUUUUGUGUUAUUGUGUUAGACUAUUCGAACAAAAAUCAGUGUCAAAUGUAAAUUUUAAUUUGUAACUGUUUUGGCUUGAAAAUCACUUGAACAUAUAGUUGACAUCGAACAUGAACAAAACAAAAAAUAUCAAUUGGUGCUCCAUUUUUUUGCGUAUUUAGAAACAAUCAUGAGUUUGCGUGACAAAAAUACGAAUGUUCAUGAGUAAUCAUAUAAUAUAAGAUAUAAUUUUGCUUCCUUAUCAAACUUUGUUGUAAAAUUCACGGUCAAUUUAUUUAAAAUAUUCAAAAACAGAUAUUACUCAUGAAAAAAAUAAGUUUUUUUUUUGCAUGCUUGCCUGUCGAUAAAUGCAAAAAUAAUUCUCGUGAUUUAAGAGUCGUAUCCCAGUUUUAGCACAUGUACUUAUUUAAAGUCAAAUAUGUCCCAAUAUGCUAAGAUUUUGUUUAUCUCCCUCCUGGCUUCUCGACCUGAGAACCAGUUUACUGGGACAAAGUCUUUUGACUGAUAGAGGAGCUGGGACCUAGUCUUCUCUGUGAUUUGAUCGCCCCCGUGAAUUAUAUUCAAUGCUUAUGUACACAUUGCACAGUGAAUACAGUUCUGCAGAAACAUUAAGAUCUUGUCAAAUAUAUUUACAGAGUUACUUUUAAUAAAAUUUAAGCAAUGUGA
This is a messenger RNA of Eurytemora carolleeae, 3272 nucleotides long. RefSeq lists its product as uncharacterized. The coding region runs from base 1 to 912 and encodes 303 amino acids. The transcript has 6 exons. The record is from RefSeq and is a predicted model, not a curated record. Lineage: Eukaryota; Metazoa; Arthropoda; Copepoda; Calanoida; Temoridae.